This is a messenger RNA of Carassius auratus (goldfish), 2916 nucleotides long. RefSeq names its product rab11 family-interacting protein 5-like. The record is from RefSeq and is a predicted model, not a curated record. NCBI's taxonomy places the organism in Eukaryota, Metazoa, Chordata, Actinopteri, Cypriniformes, Cyprinidae. Gene Ontology annotation, molecular function: small GTPase binding. Gene Ontology annotation, biological process: regulated exocytosis. Bases 450 to 2915 code for a protein of 821 amino acids. The transcript has 4 exons. Gene Ontology annotation, cellular component: phagocytic vesicle; mitochondrion; secretory granule.
GCAUCACCGUAUCUGCAACAUUAUGUCAUCACAAGGCAGUAUUCGGGUUCUCACACCGGUAACUGGAGCACGGUGCAAGUUUAGCCUUUAUCAUAAGAGGUCCGACAACGAACGACUUUAAGACUUUUUUCUUAAAUGCACACGAAAGCGUGUGUAUUUUAGAGCAACACGAAUGCAGUAUGAUGUAGUCCGGGUACCGCUUCGAGUCACUUCCUUGUCCUGCGGAGAGGAGAAAGCAGUGACGUCGGUGGACCGGUCUGCGCUCUGCAAGGCGGCUGUAACGUUACCGCCGCAGAGAGAAACGACCCACGCCGGCGCGCGAACACCGACGUCUCGCGCGUGCCGAGAUGUUUUGCCGUGGACCCCGACGAUAGGCUGGCGGUUACUAGGCGACGCUCGACCGGGAGACAGCCGUUAACAGCUGCCGCACUAUCGGUGCACCGGUGACCAUGUCCUUGGUGAAGAAUGACGAGGAGCAGCGAUGGGUGCCGACCCACGUGCAGGUAACUGUGCUACGGGCCCGAGGGCUGCGCGCGAAGGGUAAACACGGCACCAGCGACGUUUACACCAUCAUCCAGCUGGGCAAAGAGAAAUACUCCACCUGUGUGAUGGAGAAGACCACGGACCCGGAAUGGGGCGAGGAGUGCUCUUUCGAGCUGCAGCCGGGGGUCCUGGAGGGGGGAGGGCGAGACGCGAUCCCACCCGGUGCUGGCGACCUGACCCUCACCGUGAUGCACCGAGCUCUCAUAGGACUGGAUGUGUUUCUGGGCCAGGCUGUCAUACCUCUGGAUGAAGCAUUUCAGGAACGGAAAUACAUGAGAAAUGAGUGGUACCGGCUGCAUUCUAAAACUGGCAAAAAGGAGAAAGAACGAGGGGAGCUUCAGUUGACCGUACAGUUCACUCGGCACAACCUGACGGCCAGCAUGUACGACCUUUCCAUGAAAGACAAACCUCGUUCUGCUUUCGAUAAGCUCAGAGAACGCAUGAGAGCUAAGAAGCGCUCUAUCGAAGAAGAUUCCUCUUCUGCCAUUGUCUCUGGUGGAUACGGAGCACUGGCACACAUGCGGGGGCGCCUGCCGAGUGAUGGGGGCGGUGAGGAAGACUAUGAGGAUGAUGAAGGAGGGGAGGCCCGCAGGAGUAAGAUGAGAAGUUUUUUCCUGCGUGGGAGGUUAAGGAAGUCUUCAGACACGCGUUCAAGCACGUCACUGGGCUCCGAGAGCAGCGAGUCUUCAUCGCGGGGCGGCAGCCUCAGCCCGACAGCAGGUAUCAGUGUGGUGGUCUCAGAUCUGUCCAACUCUCCGAGUAACAGCAGCAACCUGACUACAGACAACAGUCCAGAACACACAGUGGCUCCCUCACCACAGGUGUCUCCUGUCAGACAUGUGAUGUUUGACAUCAACUUACCAGUGCCUCAUUCUGUGACGUCAGAGAACGACACCCCUAUUCUGCUUCCUUCAGUCUGGGUGAAUGGGAAUCCAGUUGAAACGUCUCCUCUUACUCACCACCCACCAUCACUCGUACUUCAGCAAGCUCAACCAGAGUCAAGCAAACCAGUAACUCAGUCAGGUCAAUCACAGGCAACCACGCUGCCAGCCAAGCCUCAGACAACCCAGCUCCCAAAGUCCCAGUCAAAGCCAAGGCCCGAGCCCCUGCUCCCAGCCCUGGGGGUGCUUCAGAAGGGCUCUCUCUCCCUCUCGCUGCAGAACCUCUCUCACCGUGGGGAAGACAAGCAGGGCGGCAGCCCUGUGGACGGCCGUCGCUGGUCCUUCGAUAAACCUGGAGAGGAAGAAAAAGCAGCCAUUGUAGCAGCAUUAGAGCAAGCUGGAAGACUUACAGAUGAGGUUGAGCUGGAAACAGUGAUACCUGCUGGAGAGACAGAGACUCAGAGCAAGAAAAGGAGGGGCCUGUUCUUACAUGGGAAAGGUGAUUCGGCUGGGAAAGGACCAAUCGUGAGCAAAGAGGAAGCAGAACGUGCUCAACCACUUAUAGAAGUCAAACAUAAAGGAUGGUUCAGCUCCAAGGACUCACACAGUAAACCCAGCCCGCUGGUGUCUCCUCAGUCAGACUCAAGUGCCAGUACAAUCUGUCCCAUUGUACCCUUGACCUUUAAUGACCCUUCACAGAGUAUGGCUGACAAAAACUCUAAUCACUUCACUUCUCCCACACCCCUUUUUGACGCCAAUCCGUUCCUCCCACACACACAGCAGAAUCCAUUCAUUCAGGAGCUUCAUUCUGUUGCUUCUUUAACUCCUGAUGUGCCCUCUCUCUUUAGCUCAACCCAAACGCAGUCUGAUGGUAAUGCCGCCCCAGAUUUGCUAAGGACUGCAAACCAAAAAGGACCUUCCCAAAUGGAUAUCUCAUUUGAUCCUUUAAUUUCUCAGUUCAAGGGGCCGACAGAAAAGGAUGACUUUGAACAUUUAGCUAAGGACAGAUUGAAGUCAGAGGAGGUGAAUGAAACAAUGAAUUUGGUUACACUCCCUGCUCUCUUCAUAGAAACAAAUAAUCAAGAGCCCUCUGGUGCAUUGGGUGGUUUAAAGUCUGAUACAAACUACCCAACUGUUUUAGGACAAACUGCUUCAGCAAGUAAUGCAGAGACAUUUAAGGAAACUUCUUCUUACACGCCUCAAGUUUCAGGAAGUGAUGUUAAUUAUAUUAUCUCUAGUUCUAACAAGCCUGACCCCACUGCUAAUGGGGCGCAUGUCUUCCUAGAAUUUGAUCUCAAUUCAUCUGAAAUUUCCUUGCCUGAAAAUUCCAGUUUAGAGUUUUCUGAACUGAAUACACUUGCAUGCCCUUAUCCUGCACUGUCACCUACCUCCAAGAAUGAAGACGGUGCCGAUGACACAACUCUUGAUGACCACCCAAAAAACCAAAAAAGAUGUCUCACAGUCAUCAGUAUCAAAAACAGACACUGUUGAA